This is a messenger RNA of Brassica rapa (field mustard), 5288 nucleotides long. Its product is annotated as protein PIN-LIKES 1. The record is from RefSeq and is a predicted model, not a curated record. Gene Ontology annotation, cellular component: membrane. Gene Ontology annotation, biological process: endoplasmic reticulum to cytosol auxin transport. NCBI's taxonomy places the organism in Eukaryota, Viridiplantae, Streptophyta, Magnoliopsida, Brassicales, Brassicaceae.
ACAUACGAACGUACUAGUUGUGAUAAAGAGUUCUUCAAAACGAACGUACCAGUUGUGACCUAUGGAGGAGAUGCUACGCCUCUGAAUGACAAGUACUUGGAGAACAUGGGAUUCAUUUAUGAUCUACGCUCGCUUGUUAUAUGAUAUCAAAGUACUUCAAAAUCUUUCCUUUUUGGAAAAAAGUUUCUCAGCUACACCAUGUUUAGUAUAAUAUGGUGCAAACCAUCCAAAGUUUAGAAUUGUGUCGAAACCUACAUGAUGUAUAUGAUAAAUACAUGCUACAUAUACGACGUUAAGACAAAUAUGGUGCCAACAUCAUAACGAGGUUUAAUUGAUUUUAGUUAAAAUAAUUGGGGUCAGCUCGUAAUUAAGUAAAGUUAAACUCCAAUUAACAAAACCCGACCCGAACCAAGCGAAAAACCCGACCCAGACUUAACCAUUUCCCUCAAAUCGAUUUCAUUUAGAAAUUUAGGGUUCCAAACAAGAAAAAAAAUGGGAAUUUCGAAAAGAGAGUGAGAGAUUCGUCAGAGACAAAGAGAGAUUGCAGAGACAGAGAGAGAGAGAGAGAGAGAUUCAGUUUUGGCGAAAUCGAAUCCGGAUGUGGUAAUUGAAGAAAUAAGGCGACAAUGAGGUAAGAACCCUUGCAUGCUUUCAUUUGCCUUGCUCUUUUCCUUAUUUCUCCAUCUUCCACCAAAUUCCAUCUCUCUUUCUCUCUGUCUCUUUCUCUCUGUUUUGAACGGUGAACCCUAAAUUUCUAAAUGAAAUCGAUUUGGGGGAGGAAAUGGCUAAGUCUGGGUCGAGUUUUUCGUUUAGUUUGGGUCGGGUUUUUUUAAUUGGAGUUUAACUUUACUUAAUUACGAGCUGGCCCCAUUUAUUUUAACUAAAAUCAAUUAAACCUCGUUAUGAUGUUGGCACCAUAUUUUUAUUAACGUCAUAUAUGUGGCAUGUAUUUAUCAUAUACAUCGUGUAGGUUUCGACACAAUUCUAAACUCUGGAUGGUUUGCACCAUAUUAUACUAAACAUGGUGUAGCUGAGAAACUUUUUUUCUUCCUUUUUAUAAGCUUCGUAACAAAGUUUUAUCGCAUUAAAGUUCAGAUUGUAAAUUUUUAAAGUUCCAUCAUCGAUAUAUCUUUUGAUUUGUAUGAAUGUUUAUGGUAUUGAUCAAGGAAAAUUUUGUUAUAAAUAUAUUCAUGUUUUGCAACAGAGGAACUUCAUAUUCGCAUGAAUACAUCUUAAACUAUAUAUAAAUAGCCUUUAUUUUUAAAAGUAAUGCAAUUUGAUAAGAAAAAAGACAGCAUAAUAAAGAAUUGCGGAAGUUAUUCAUUAAAAACAUAAAUGACGCUUGUAACAUUUUCAUAAUCUUACAUUGCAAACACUGACGACUGACGAGAUUUAAAUAAACACUAAAUCAUUACAAAUUGGAGUUUAUUAUUUUUUUUGGAGGGGGGGAGUUGUUACUUGUCACAAACUACUAAAAGUAGAAUCGUGAUGCCAUGCAAGGCAAAGAGUAAGCCAUUUUAGGAUUCAAGAGAGCGAGAGCCACUCCCACCAAGUUUCUCAUCACCUUCUUCGCUUCUUCUUGCUUUUCUUACGUCUAGUGCUCUGUUUCGUAGCUCGAGAAGCCGAUCAAAUUCUGUUCCUCUCGAUCCUUCGUGUUUCAAAUACGUCGGUAAGCCAUCACGUAACGAUCUAUCGAAAUGAAAAAUCUUCUUGGAAAAGAAAAAGAAAAUCUCAGCUACGAUGCUCUGUUCUUAAUAUGUGAUGUUUGUUUGUAAUGUGAUUUAUAUCUGAAUGGUUGAUAUAUGUGAAUUUGCUCAUUGCUUAUUAGAUUAUCAAGCGACGAGACGAGGAUGAAGCUUUUGGAUCUGUUCAUAACCUCGUCGAUACCAGUCGGAAAGAUUCUUGUGAUAACAGGAAUCGGCUUUUACUUGGCUCUUGAUCGUGUUAACAUUCUUAAUCAAGAUGCUAGAAAACAGCUCAACAACAUAGUUUUCUAUGUGUUUAGUCCUUCACUCGUUGCAAGCAGUCUAGCUGAGACUAUUACUUAUGAAAGCUUGGUGAAAAUGUGGUUCAUGCCACUCAACGUUGUGCUCACAUUCAUCAUUGGCUCGUUUCUUGGUUGGCUUGUUAUCAAGAUCACUAAACCUCCUUCACAUCUCCGUGGCAUCAUAGUUGGUUGCUGUGCUGCUGGGAACUUGGGAAACAUGCCACUCAUCAUUAUCCCAGCUAUAUGCAAUGAGAAGGGAAGCCCUUUUGGAGAUCCUGAGACUUGUGAGAAGUAUGGUUUAGGUUAUGUUGCCCUCUCAAUGGCGAUUGGAUCCAUUUGCAUAUGGACUUAUGUAUACAAUCUUAUGAGAGUGCUAGCUAGAGAAACUCCUAUAAUCAUCGGUACCUCCUCUACAGUGCCAUUGAUUCCUACCAAAGUGGUUCAAGUUGAGGAGCAGUUUGGAACAUGGAGCAAGAUCAAGCAAAGAGUAUGUUCUGCAACAGAGAAUAUCAAUCUAGGAACGAUCUUUGCUCCUUCCACUAUUGCAGCGCUUAUCGCGCUUGGGAUUGGGCUUAUUCCUACACUAAGGAAGCUACUAAUCGGCAACACAGCUCCACUCAGAGUGAUUGAAGACUCAGUAUCUCUAUUAGGGGAAGGGACUAUUCCUCUUCUGACUUUGAUUAUAGGAGGAAACCUUCUCAAAGGUAAACAACAACAAAAGCUGCAAGUAAACAUUCUUCUUACUCGCAAGAGACAAAAUCCAUCUCUCUGGUUCAAUGAUCACAGGUCUGAGGGGAUCAGGAAUGCACAAGUCAGUCAUAUUAGGCGUGGUGGUUGUGCGUUACGUGUUGCUGCCAAUAAUAGGUGUUUUGAUAGUGCAAGGAGCUCAUUACUUGGGCUUGAUUACAUCAGAACCGCUCUACCAGUUUGUUCUUCUGCUUCAGUAUGUUGUUCCACCGGCUAUGAAUCUUGGUUCGUUCGUUCUUCCAGAGUCAGAAAAAUACUACAAGAACACACAUCACACGGUCUUUCUCAUAGACUUCACCUUUUCUCGCAGGUACAAUAACUCAACUAUUUGGGUCAGGAGAAUGUGAAUGCUCUGUGAUUCUCUUCUGGUCUUACGCUUUGGCUUCGGUUUCUCUCACCCUCUGGCCAACCUUCUUUAUGUGGCUUGUUUCCUGAACUAACACACACACAUACACAUACACGCAUACGAGCAACAUUUGCAAAUCUUUACUUGUUUGAAAAGUUAUAGCAAUUGAUAUAUUCUUUCUAUAUUAAAGAAGUUGGAGGUAAAAAACAACUAGGAAUAGAGAGCCAAUAAAAAGGGAAAUUUUUAAAGAUUUUAUCAUCAUAAGUUAGCAAGAUAAAUGCUUGAGACAAGCAAUAACAAAUUAUACUACUGAGAGUUCAUAAAGAAAACUUCAAAGAGAGGACUUGUGAGGAAGAUCAUCGAAGUAAGGAUGCUCCUCCAUAGCCUUCUUUGCUGAGAUAUGUUUAGCUGGCUCGUACAUCAGCAUUUUCUGUUGAGAACACACAAAUAAAACGAAAUAUUACUUUUCACACUGACUGACUCAAUUAAUCGAUCAAGGUCUCUAACAGGUGUGUGUUUAGGGACUUACUGAUAAGAGAUCAAGUGAAAUGAAUGAAGCUAAAAGAGAGAGAGAGAGAGAGAGGAAGUAGUUGUACCAAAAAUGCAGCCAACAGACCAAAUAUCAACAGCAGAUGAGUAAUGGGUUGCUCCAAGAAGGACUUCAGGAGCUCUAUAGAAUAGAGUUAGUAUCUGUUGCAAUGGAAAUCAAGGGAGAGUAAAAAAAAACUAGGAAUUUAAAACUCCAGACAAACAAAAGAUAGGAUGCACAGGACUUGAACUCUAGAAAAUUUCAAAAUAGCAUAUAAAUUAAUAAUACCUCAUGUGUAGUACUUUUUCAUAGGGAGGGUGAAGGCUCUGGCUAAUCCAAGGAUCAGCUAUUUUGAGCGUCAUUGUGUUUCGGUCCAUCAAGAGAUUCUGAGGCUUAAGAUCCCUGAAAUGAAAACUAGAUAUCAACGGUCUGUUUCCAAAUGGGGUUUCUUGGAAGGCAAGAAUGAAAUGUUAAUACCCGUGUCAAGACUCCAUGGCCAUGGCACAAAGCCAUGCUUUUGCAUAGUUGGUACAUCAAGCUCUGCAAUCAAAAUUUCAAAAUAAUACAUCUUAUAGCUUACUGAGUGAGAUCUUUUUUCCCUGAUAACCCGGAGCAUCCGACUGAUCUCUUGGGGCCUACUGGCGAUAAUAACCCGGAGCAUCCGACUGAUCUCUUGGGGCCUACUGGCGAUAAGCAAGCUGAUACGUAUGAGGGGAUGAGGUGGCAGUGGCAUUCACGUGAGCACAUAACAUUUUCACUUGCUGCUUACUCUUUCUAAGCUGUUGUUUGCUAAAGAGAGGGGGCAUCGAGAAUUUGAGUGAAUAAGAGCGGGAUUUGUGAUUAGGUUUAUCUUGUAAAAUCAGUAUUUCUCUCAAUAACAAUCAUUGUUUUUACAUCUACUCGUAACACAGGCCACCUAGCCAAACAGAUGGAUAAAUCUAAGUGGUAGGUUUGAAAUCCGUGGUGGUCAGCACCUAUCCAAAUCCGCAGUACAACAUGUGUGGUUAAUUUGAGUGAGAGUUAAGAAAGAAAAAAUAAGAGACAAAAUCUCUAAACCUUGACAGUGUCCUGGGGAAUGUUGUGUCCUAUAUAUAUAGCUUCUGAUGAAUUUCUUGAGGUCAGUAUAAACGUACUCGGAAGCAAGGUAGAGUACAGUUUUGCCUUCUUCGUUCUUUCAAUCCUUGCUUCACAUCCAUCAACCUAGAGCAUAAUUAAGAACAAGAAGAAUUGAUGAUCAUUAUGACAAUAUAAGCUCUACGUAGAAAAAUGCAAUUCACUUACAAGUUACAACCAGGGGCGGACCCAUGCCUUCAUGAAGUGUCACAACUAGAAAAUUAUCCGUCUAGCAAAAUACUCAAUCGAUGCAGUCUGCAACGUCCUGUCAGCAUUCCCCCGUCUUGCCCGAGCUGCCAACAGCCCUCUGGUCUUUAAAAACAUUAAUCUCCAUCCCCUAACCGUUCGAUCAUUGUCAUUGUUACACAGGUAGCGGAAAAUAAUGGACCUCUGCCUUUUUGCCGGUAACUUGGAGCAUUAUUAUUAUUAUUUUUUUUUUUUUUGAACAUAGCUUUCAUAUUAAAAUGCAGGAGAAAUAAAAAAAUACAAGCCAUAAGCUAGUGUUUUAGAGCCCAGAAGACCAGUUAGUUAGACACACAAUAAAGGACCAAGAGCCUUUUUUUUUU